GUACGCCAGCCUGUCAUAUGCAUCAACAACCAUGUAUUUUGUUCAAUUUGUAUCGAUUUGUGGUUGAAGAAUAAUAGCCAAUGUCCAGCCUGCAGAGUCCCCAUCACUCCCGAAAAUCCUUGCAAAGAGAUUAUUGCUUCUCUUCAUAUCCCUUCUCCUGCCUUCAUUCAUUCACAUUUAAGUGACGUUUCAUAAAUUCUCUCAAGUAAAAUAGUUCAUCCGUCCUUGCAUUUGGAUAGAACAUCCUGAAAAAGAACAUCUGUAAAUACCUUUGCUAUCAUUUUAAGAAGGUAACCACAGCGUAAGUGAAGACCUUUCAGGAAGAAUACAUUUUGAGCGUGUUUGUAAUGAGUUAUGGACAUGAACUUAAUGCUGUGAUUUACAGUCCAUCUCCAUCGUAACUGGGUUCAGUGAAAAGACACGUUGAUCGUUUCAAUUAUGUUACUAGUAACUAGGAUCGAAGUACGGCAAAGGCCUAGAUGGCAGCCCCAAGUGAAUAUAAGGGAAAAGGAGGAACAAGUGAAAGUGAACCUAUGCUAAGCCAUACAGUCAGGAAGCACCUCCGGAAAACUAGACUUGAAUUACUCCACAAAGAAUAUGAGGAUGAAAUAGAUUGUCUGCAGAAAGAGAUAGAAGAACUUAAGAGUAAAAAUCUUAGCUUGGAGUCACAGAUCAAGACUAUUCUGGAUCCUUUAACCUUGAUGCAAGGCAACCAAAAUGAAGAUAAACAUCCAGUCGCAGAUAAUCUAAGUAAAGUUGACCCAGAAACUGUAGCAGAGUGGAAGAAAAAACUUAGAACAGCUAAUGAAAUCUAUGAAAAAGUGAAAGAUGAUGUGGAUAAGUUAAAGGAGGCAAAUAAAAAAUUAAAAUUGGAAAAUGGUGGCCUGGUAAGGGAGAAUUUACGACUGAAAGCUGAAGUUGAUAACAGAUCACCCCAGAAGUUUGGAAGGUUUACCGUAGCUGCUCUUCAGUCCAAAGUAGAGCAGUAUGAACGAGAAACCAAUCGCCUCAAGAAAGCCCUGGAACGAAGUGAUAAGUAUAUAGAGGAAUUAGAAUCUCAAAUUACACAGCUAAAAAAUUCAAGUGAUGAGAAGGAAGCUCGGAAUUCCAUUUGCCAGAGAGCACUUUCUACAGAUGGCAAGGGGAACACAGGCAGCGAGGAGGACAUGGCGUCCAAGAAUCAAGGUGAUGGUGCCAGGAAGCAGCUUGGCUCAUCCACCUCCAGUUCUCACCUGGCAAAACCUUCUAGCAGUUCUGCCAGGCAGGAAGGCACCAACAAAACAGAACCCAGUUGUUGUAAGAACAAAGACCUUUAUCAGAAACGGGCAGAAAUAAUGUUAGAUGUGACCGAUACAAGUAUGGAUACUUAUUUGGAAAGAGAGUGGGGCGGGAAGCCGAGCGAUUGUGUAGCCUACAAAGAUGAAGAGCUCUAUGAUCUUCCAGCCCCCUGCACUCCUUUGUCCCUUAGCUGCCUUCAGCUCAGUACACCAGAAAAUAGAGAGAGCUCUGUGGUCAAAGCAGGGGUUUCCAAAAAGCACCCAAACCAUCUCAGAAAAUUGGUGUUUGAUGAUUUUUGUGAUUCUCCUGGUGUUUCUAAUAAAGAUUCUUCAGAAGAUGAUAGAAGUGAAAGUGAAAAGAAAUCAGAAUGUUUUACUUCCCCAAAGACAGGGUUUUGGGAUUGUUGUUCCACAAGCUACACCCCCAGCUUGGAUUUUGAAAGCUCAGAGGGGAACACCAUAGCAAAUUCUGUUGGAGAAAUUUCUUCAAAAUUGAGUGAGAAAUCAGGCUCGUGUUUAUCCAAGAGGUUGAAUUCUAUCCGCACUUUUGAAAUGAAUCGGACAAGAACAUCCAGCGAAGCAUCAAUGGACGCGGCUUACCUUGACAAAAUCUCGGAGUUGGAUUCGAUGAUGUCAGAGUCUGACAACAGCAAGAGCCCUUGUAAUAAUGGUUUUAAGUCAUUGGACUUGGAUGGGUUAUCAAAGUCAUCCCAAGGCAGUGAAUUCCUUGAGGAACCAGAUAAGUUGGAAGAAAGAACUAAGCCACAUCUUUCCAAAGGCUCUCUAACUACUGAUCAGUUAGAAAAUGGAAAUGAAUGGAAAUCCAACUCUUUUUUUCUCCUCUCUCCAUCUGACCAAGAAAUGAACGAAGAUUUUUCACUCCAUCCCAGUUCGAACCCAGGAACCAAUGAAAUCAAACCCCCGAGCUGUUUGUUUCAGACUGAGUUUUCCCAGGGUGUUUUGUUAAGCAGUUCACACCGUCUGUUUGAAGAUCAAAGGUUUGGGUCAUCUUUGUUCAAGAUGUCCUCAGAGAUGCAUGGUCUCCAGAACCACCUUCAGUCUCCUUGGUCUACUUCCACUUCCUUUGUGCCUGAAAAGAGGAAUAAAAAUAUGAAUCAGUCAACAAAAAGAAAAAUCCAGAGCAGCCUUUCCAAUGCCAGCCCAUCCAAAGCAACUAAAAGUUGACUUAGAAGAGAGGCAUCAUUUCUGUUUUUGUCUUGAGAGGAAGAUAAGAUUUUAAAGUUAACUUUUUUCCCCUCAAAAGGUCUAUAUGAUUUGGAAUUGAUGAUCCUUAGCCAGGUGUCAAGUCAGAAUGGUGUACCCAGGAUACUUUUGUCCAUUUUAAAGAGUUUAGUUAUUUUCAUUUUCGUUUGGGAUCAUUUUGACCAGAAAAGGUAGGGAGAGGGUUUCUUUUCUUUCUUUCUUUUUUUUUUUUUUUUCUUUUUAGGGCCGCACUCGAAGCAUGUGGAGGUACCCAGCCAGGCUAGGGACCAAAUCAGAGCCACAGCUGCCGACCUACGCCACAGCCACAGCAAUGCAGGAUCCAAGCUGUGUCUGUGAUCUACACCACAGCUCACGGCAAUGCCAGAUCCUUGACCCACUGAGCGAGGCCAGGGAUCGAACCCACAACCUCAUGGUUCCUAGUCGGAUUAUUUUCUGCUGCGCCAUGGUGGGAACUCCGGGAGAGGAUUUCUUUUUAACAAAUACUGCAUGUAUCUGGUUUGGGUAUAUUUUGUUUUCUUGAAUCUUGAUUUAACUAUUCAGAUACAGUGGCUCAUUAAUAAGCCUCAGUUAUCCUCAGAACUUGUAUUUCUUAAAUAAAACUUUUGGUGUUGUCUACAUACUGCUCACAAGGCAUUCGGGUUUCUUUAAAGCUUUUCCUAGGGUGGAAAUUACUUUGCCUGCCCCCUUUUAUUUAUGUUUAGUGAUGGCCUAACUUUUAUACAAGGCCAUGAUAGAGAAACAGCACUCGAUCCUUAGUCCAAUAUACUUUUUUUUUUAAGGUUCUUUGUAUAUGUCUGCGUUUUUAACAUUGUUUUUGGUCCAGUUUUUGUGAAAACGUGUGCUAGUGUGAAAGAAUAGACUUUGAUUUGCUCAUCUUUUUGUGUGUUGAAUAUCAGAAAUUCAGCCUACUUGAGCAAGAAAGAAGGCACUGAACAGUUGGGUUUGAAGGAGCCUAAACAUAGUAGCUUCAUUACUCAAGAUAUACAUGUGCAAAAGCACUCAUUGCCAAGUUCUUGAUCCACUUACGUCCCAGGGGAGCUUUUUGUUUUUUUUGGAGGGGCGAAGUACUUGUUUGCAUGUUACUGUUCUUUGUGGAAACUGUAUAUGCAUGGUAGCAUUCUUGCUUGCACUGUUUUCCUUACUUACGAGUUUUAAUUGGCUAAUAGAAUAUCUUUUAUAUAGGGCAAAUUUUUUUUUCCAUGAAGAGUAUUAAAGGGGUGAGAACAGGUGAGCUAAGCACAAUUUUUAAUUUAGGCUCUAAAAAGGUGUUUUAUUCUAAACAUGUUUGGUGUGCCUAUAUAGGCCUUUAAAAAUGGUUUGUAUGCUAAUGACUUGUUUAUCUAAUGUGCACUGAACAUUUUACAUUAAUACUGUACUGUUUUACAUUAAUACUGCAUGCUUUUCUAUGUGAAUCGAAUAAAGGAUGGCAUAAGCACUGUAA
This is a messenger RNA of Sus scrofa (pig), 3942 nucleotides long. It is a transcript of the gene OBI1, whose product is annotated as ORC ubiquitin ligase 1. Gene Ontology annotation, biological process: protein monoubiquitination; regulation of DNA replication. Lineage: Eukaryota; Metazoa; Chordata; Mammalia; Artiodactyla; Suidae. Gene Ontology annotation, molecular function: ubiquitin-protein transferase activity. The record is from RefSeq and is a predicted model, not a curated record.